AUGGGAUUUUUGAGUGGUGUUCUCGGUAACAUCAAAGAGCAUUUAGGGCAGCAUAAAGAUACUUUAAAUGAUGCAAUUGACAUUCUUAACACCAAUAAACACCUUGGUAAAAAAGGUUUUAAUGCUGCGAUUGGAGAGGUGGUUGAAGGGGUGAGAAAGUACAAUGGUUUUCUCAAGAUAUCAAACGAGAGAGUCAGUGAUCCCAUUCAAGCAUUAUUAACGUAUCUGAAGACUGAAAAUAACGGUGAGUUCAUUACACGUUUUAAUGACAUUCAGGUUGACAAGGUUUCCGAUGACACCAAGCAAGCUGACCCCGAGGUGACCAAGGCCGACAACUUAGUGACACAGUGUCUCGCAAAGGCCGAUGAAUUUAACGGCAAAUUAGACUUUAGUGUACCUAAAAAUAUAAAAACACAGAACGCAAUUAAUGAUCUUAAUCAUAAAUUACGUGAGAGAGUGCAUAGUGUUCGUGAGACAGUUAAGUACGAGACCGACAGGUUGACUGCGUUGUCCAGGAAGGAAAAGGAGAAUUACGAGGCAAUUGUGAAGAUGGUUAAUAAGCUAGCGGGUGUUCAGUCAUGCUUCAAGAGCGAGAUUACUCAGCGGGUAGAAGGACUUUUUAAGAAGCUGAAGGAAGAUGUUCAGAAAAUUAAGGAGAAGCUGGAAGCCAUCUAUAAAGAAUUGGAGCGUGGUGUCUCGGCAUUGGACACAUGGGCCUGGGAGGCGGAUGGAUUUGUUAGUGACGUGAUGAUGAAGGUUGAAAAAAUACUAGAGGAAGUCGUCAAUCCAGCAGAAAGAAAAAAAUCGAUUAAUUAUGCAGCUGAAUAUAUAAAGGGGCAGGCCAUGAGUAUGCAGGAGGCCGGAGAUGCAGCAAAAAACGCUGCUCAGGAGAAUGUUAGAUUGGCGCUGACGCAGGUGAAAGAGAUGAACGACGCGCUGAAAAUGGAUUUGUAUACAGUCAAGCAAGAAAUCCAGAAAGCAAUUGUGAAUCAUGUCAAGGAGCAAAUCAAGACGCCGUAUGAUGAGUUAGAGGGGAACGUGAAACAAGAUUUGACGACUUUGAAGGAUAAAAUUGAGAUUCAAUUGAGUCCUAUAGUGGAGACUUCCAGAAACUUCUCAGCGCAAUUGGCUGCGACAAAAAUCGCCAUUGAUAGCGCCAUGAAAAAAGUACAUGAUGACAUGGGAAAACUGCAGGAACUUAAGGAAUUUGAGAAGAUAAAAAAUAGCAAAAACAGCGGUGUUGCAGCGCCUUUGCUGAAAGCAAUAGGCGACAGCACGGAUCCUUUUACUCCUAUUACAGCUUACUUUGGCAAUCUCAACUCUAAAGUCAUUAAAAAACUGAGGGAAGCAAUGGAGGGGAUUGCGAAAGGAAUUGCCAUGCUUGGUAGUCCCAAUAAGGACAUUUCAGAUAGCGCUAUUAAGGAUCUCAAAAGUAAGCUUCAUGGACUCGAAAGCAUCGAAAGUGAAGUACCGGAAAUCAGUGCCAUUGAGCAACUCCAUGGUAUGUCUACAGAAGUUAGCGCACUUAAUCUCCAAAGCUACGCUACUUACAUGAAGAGCCUAAUAUCUAAACUAACGCCGUCGCCAAAAUCUGUAUCCAAAGCGCAUCUCCAGUCUCUUCUUAACGCCAUAUCCGCAGUAGCGGAAGCCGUCUCGAAACACAGCGAAGAGGUCCUGAAAGCGGUUAUGGAGUCCAUUAGAAGUCAAUUUAAGAAAGAAAUUAGCAGUGUUUCAAAAGUAAUAUAUGCGAAGAUUGCAAAUAUGAAAAACGGAAUAGAAUCUUUCAGUUCUGAUUUUAAUUACGCCGCUGACCAAAAAGCAGCCGGCCUAGCGAAGUUGGUUAGUGAUUUCGGAAAUGAUAUUAAUACUAAAUUGAAAACCUUGCAAACCGAUCUAGGCGAAACAAUAUUCAAGAAUCGACAUUCACAUAGUGCUCAUAAUGAUUACGAUCUUGGCAAUGAUCUUAUGUUAAACUUCAAAAGAGCGUACGAUGCACUCCAAGAGGGUGAGAUCAAUGAAGACACAUUUAAAAACAAAAUUGAAGCAAUACUGACAGCGGAGAUUGGCGGAAAUAUUCUGGCGGAAGGAGGUGCUGUAGUUAAUAAAAUAUCAGAUCUUGAGAAAAACAAUAUCCGAAUUCACAGAACAAAUAAUCAAGAUAGCCUUAGCACAGCGACAUCAAAGCAUGACAGGCGACCUUCCCAUGCCAUCAAGCAAUUGAAACAAAAUCGAUGA
Babesia bigemina is the source of this 2235-nucleotide messenger RNA. RefSeq lists its product as hypothetical. The record is from RefSeq and is a predicted model, not a curated record. The transcript has a single exon. Lineage: Eukaryota; Apicomplexa; Aconoidasida; Piroplasmida; Babesiidae. Bases 1 to 2235 code for a protein of 744 amino acids.